Molecule: messenger RNA, 834 nt
Organism: Paramacrobiotus metropolitanus
Lineage: Eukaryota; Metazoa; Tardigrada; Eutardigrada; Parachela; Macrobiotidae
Exons: 4
Coding region: 156-644 (162 amino acids)
Source: RefSeq, a predicted model, not a curated record
AGACUGCACAGCAUAAUUAUGUCAGCGGAGAAAACAGUGACGACAGCUGCGAGUUUCAGCUAAUUGUGCUUACAGUGCGCAAAAGCGUAGUAUCGCUUUUAGGGGAUUUUUAAUGUCAUUUAACACUGCUUUACUUAAAACGUUAUCUAGUUAUUAUGUUAUAUCACCGACCCGAAAUGAUUUGGUUAUUGGCUCCGAUAAUUUUGACUCUGAACUGUCGAAGGGUCGCAUCAAUCAUGUGUUAUGAAUGCACACGCUCGUCUCCGGCUACACAACAACAUCUGUGCCCCAAUCAAUACGCUAAACAAAAUCUGAGCGCUUAUGUCAAGACACAGUGCAAACGCACAAGUUACUGUGCAGAGGUAGCCUACGCAGUGAAUCAAGGCGACGUUAAGUACAACUUCCGAGGCAAAGGCUGCCUCGGCGAUAACGAUCUAGCCAGCCAAUAUAUGGACAAUCCUAGUCCAGGAUGCAAAGUAAGCGGUGAUAGCGAAGCUCCAUAUGUUUACUGCUUGUGUAAUACUGACCUAUGCAACAACCGAACUUUGGAUGAAAUAAUGGCUUCCCGAUCCGCGUACAACUUACUGCAUCCCGUUCUUUUGAUUUUUUAUUUUGGGUUCCAUGUUGAAGCGUUGCGCUGGUGAAAAUGUGUGAUAGAGCAUGCGCAGUCUAACUGCCUUGUGCACUGCAGUUAACUACAGAACAAUCAAGGAAUAAGCACCGUUACAUUUUUUAAGAUGUUCGAGUUAUCAAUCUUAUGAUAAGUAAUAUUUGGAUACCGCGUAGAAUAGAUAUAAGUAUGUGCAUAUCAGUCGGCGACAGUGCCACUUGAUG